GUAAGCGUGGCAAAACCAGAAUCAUCGAAAUGAGGAGAGGAGUGAGCUGAGAUGAGUUAGUUGACUUUGCACCUUUGCAUAUGCCAAACUGAAUAACCGAACCAUGGCGUUAACGUUCGGUUCUGCAACUCCGAACUCCAACACUUUGUGUUUAACUCUCACAACAACACCACCUCUCAACCUCAUCACCAAUCAUCAUCGUACUCAUUUUGUGUUCUGUGGCAGAGGUUUUGGCUAUGGAUAUGGCUACGGACACACCCUUUCCUAUUCACACCAUACACCUUCCUUUCCCACUGUUGUCUGUUCUGCUGCCAAUAAACCAUCUCCUUCCUCUGAAAUUAGCUCUACAGCCAAGAUAAGGAGCGAAGUUCUCUCUCCCUUUCGGUCUGUUAGGAUGUUCUUUUACAUAGCUUUUGUUGCAAGUGGUGCUCUUGGGGGAUUCGUAGCAAUCUCACAACUAAUUGGUGCAUUGGCUAACUCAUCAAGAGCAUCUGAAAUCCCUGAUAUUCUCAAGGGUCUUGGCAUUGACGUUGCAGCAGUGUCUUUAUUUGCUUUCUUGUACUUUAGAGAGAACAAAGCAAAGAAUGCACAAGUGGCUAGGCUCUCAAGAGAGGAAAGUUUAUCAAACCUAAAGCUUCGUGUGGAUGAGAAGAAGAUCAUUCCUGUGAGCUCAUUGCGAGGGAUUGCGCGGCUUGUAAUCUGUGCUGGCCCAGCAUCAUUCAUAACCGAGUCUUUUAAGCGCAGUGAACCUUUCACAGAAAGUCUUUUGGAUAGAGGGGUGCUUGUUGUGCCCUUUGCAACAGAUGGAAAUGCACCUGUUUUGGAGUUUGAUGAGACUGAGGAGCCUGUCACAAGAAGGAGGAGACUCUGGCAAUUGGCUCCAGUUUACAUCUCUGAGUGGUCUGAGUGGUUGGAUGAACAAAAGAAGUUGGCUGGUGUGUCUUCUGAUUCUGCGGUGUAUCUAUCUCUACGCAUGGAUGGUCGUGUUCGUGGCAGCGGUGUUGGUUAUCCUCCUUGGAAUGCUUUGGUUGCACAAUUACCCCCUGUAAAGGGAAUCUGGACUGGCCUACUAGAUGGCAUGGAUGGUAGAGUUCUUUAGAAGAACUUGUGUUCUUUCUCCUUCUAAAGGCUGAUCUUUCAUACCCCUACCCACAAAAACAAAAUAAUUGAAGCCCUUUUCAUUUUCUUUUUGUGAUUUUGUAUCCUUAUAGUGGACAUUCCAUUAAACUUUUAUGAUUUUAUAUAUAUAUAUAUAUAUAUUUUUUUUUUGCUUUGAUUUUCUUAUGAGUUCUUUAUAAGGUCAUGUUUAAAUAUGUUUGGUGGCUGGAUCAGAUGAGGACUCCUUAUAUUUUCCCUUUUCUUUUUGUAAGAUGACUGAUAAUUCUGUAUUAGAAUCCUGUGUUGAUCCCUUUUUGAG
Molecule: messenger RNA, 1417 nt
Organism: Abrus precatorius (Indian licorice)
Lineage: Eukaryota; Viridiplantae; Streptophyta; Magnoliopsida; Fabales; Fabaceae
Product: protein LOW PSII ACCUMULATION 1, chloroplastic
Exons: 4
Coding region: 104-1099 (331 amino acids)
Source: RefSeq, a predicted model, not a curated record